AUACGGCUUCAUCUCUUUAUUCUGCUCAAAGUUGGAAAGAUAUUCAAGAACAAUGUUUGCAAUUUACAAAGAAGGAAGCGUUUCAGUGAACCCUGAACGCAGACCACAAACUGUGGAAAGUGAUAACAAGAGUCAGAAGACUUCUUCAAAUGUACUGAGAAAUGCUAUUUUAGCAUUUUGUCUUUUGUCGUUCAUUGCUCUACUGGCGGUUACAGUUUGGGCACUUGUCGCAAAAGAUAAAGAUGAUGAAAAGGAUACCCCGUCAGCUAGCAAAAUUACCACCGGUCGCGCUGAAUGCAAAUUGGAUGGAAGUGCCGUUACUUGCAGCUGCACGCAAUCAGGCUUUCAAUGGAACGGCACACACUGCACAGGAACAAAUCUUGAAGGUGGUUGGUGUGACUGGCACGAGGCAGAAAAAUGCAGUGCAUCCUGUGGCUAUGGUUACCAAAAACUGGUACGCUACUGUGCCUGUCCAGCUCCAAAAUUUGGAGGAGCACCGUGUGUGGGUAGUGAUCGAAUAUACCGCCCAUGUCACAGAAGAAGCUGCCCAAAGAAACCUGGAGCAGGCUGCAGAGAAACUUUCGUUGAUGAUUAUGGGACUGUGGCUUCUCCUGGGUAUCCAAACAACAACCAAAGAAACAUUGAAUGCACUUAUACAAUCAUUGCAAGUCGCAACGAGAAAGUGAUUUUGAAACUCAAUGCUCUAGACAUAGAAAGCUCAAAGGAUUGUACGAAAGAAAGACUUCGGAUUCAUAUGAAAGGAUCCUUGAAUGUUCCCCCUGUUGUGACGCUGUGUGAUAAUCAAAAGAAAGGAAGCAAUUACACAUCGGUCGAGAACAGGCUAGUUGUAACAUUUAGGAAUGGCUUUGCAAAAAAUCCAAGUGGGUUUCUUGCGAGCUAUCAUAUUACCAAAAAAGAUGACUCGAUGGUAAAUGGUGGUUGGUGCUACUGGUAUCCUGUUACAAAAUGCAACGCAACUUGCAGUUCCGGAAAGCAGCGGUUCCAGCGUGAUUGUGCCUGCCCGGUACCUGCUAAUGGAGGAAAGCCAUGUCUUGGCUCAGCAGAACAACUCAUUGAUUGCAUUGAUUAUGAUUGUAUAACCCCUACACGUGGCAUGUCGGGUACAAAAACAUGUGAUUUUGAAUAUACUCUUGGAAAAGAGAGAUGCCACUGGAGCCAGGAUAGCUCUGAUGAUUUCGAUUGGACGAGACACUCUGGAAGACCACCAACUUACAGCUCUGGGCCUUCAACAGACCAUACUUUUCGAAACCGAACAGGUCAUUACAUGUACAUUUACAGCAACAGACGUCCCUUUGGUAGCAAAGCCAGCCUGCUGUCCAAUGAAAGGGAGUCAACAGCUAAAUCAUGCUUAUCGCUUUGGUACCACAUGUAUGGAAGUCAGAUUGGUACCCUUUUUAUAAAGAAGAGGAUGGGAGCAUCAGUUUCUACAUUAUGGUCUAUGAGUGGUAACAAGCAAAAUGCUUGGUGGCUUGCAAGUGUACCCUUCUCAUCAUCUGAGCCAUAUAAGCUUGUGAUUGAGGGGACUGUUGGAGGAUAUUAUGGUAACAUUGCGAUAGAUGAUGUCACCAUUUCAGAGGGAAACUGCCCACCACCAGAGCCGGUUCCUUGCAAUAAGACAUUCAACGCAUCAUCAGGAUCCAUUACAUCACCCUACUAUCCAGAAUAUUACCCACACAACGCAAAUUGCCAUUACAGAGUUAUAGUUGGAAAUCAAUCAGCCGUCAGGCUUACAUUUUCAAUGUUCAAUCUUCAAAGCAGCCCAUCGUGCGAACGAGACUCCUUCAAAAUGUAUGAAGACAAUACACUCAAAGCGACCCUCUGUGGCUAUUCAUCGAGAACAUUAUACUCGCAGGGGAAUGAGGUUCUAUACGUUUUCAAGUCAGAUGGUUCGAUUACGGCACCGGGAUUUAAUGCAUACUUUAGAGAGGAAUGCCGUCGAAUGAACCUGACAGGAGAAAGUGGGUCGUUUACAUCACCUGGUUAUCCAAGAAAUUAUGGGAAUUCACUAAAUUGUCGGUAUAUGAUCACUGUUCCAGCGGGAAGACUUAUACAAAUUACCUUCCCUAUAUUUGACACAGAAAGUUGUUGCGAUCAUGUGACAAUAUACAAUGUAGUUGGGAGGACCAACGUCUUUGCUAUCAGAUUAGCAGGAUCAGGAGAAAAGACAUUUAAAUCCAAAACAAACAAGGUUCUCCUCCAAUUCUACACAGAUUCAAGUAUCACCAGAAAAGGCUUUGUUGCUCACUAUACAUCAGCAAAAGCUGCAAACAGCUCAACGAGUUGUCUCAAUACAUCACAAUGUAGCUACCUACUAACUGGCCCCGUAGGAAGUUUCUCCUCUCCUGGAUACCCAAACAACUACAAGAAUAACGAGUGCUGCCAUUAUAAUAUUACUGCUCCAGCUGACAAGAGGGUAAAAAUUGAUUUUCUGAAUGUGUCUAUGGAAGGCCAAAUUGGGGGUAAAUGUGAUUAUGAUUCAAUAAAGAUCUACGAGGGUGAAUCAGGAAGCGAAGUACUGAGGUCGAGUUUAUGCGGUAAAAUCAGCACAACAAACUUUCUUUCAAGAAGCAACAAAGUUUACGUAUACUUCAGAACAGAUGGAACUUUCACAGAUAGAGGGUUCUUUGCAGUUUACAACACUACAAUAGAUGCACCCCCAUAUUCUAAAGUAAACGAGCCAAAUUGUGGCAAAUCAGUAGUGGCACAGGCACAUGUAAUAGGUGGAGAAAAUGCAAGCAAAGGUGCAUGGCCUUGGCAGAUUGGACUGUAUCGAUAUGGCAGUUUUGCUUGCGGUGGCUCACUCAUUGCUCCUGACUGGAUACUCACUGCUGCACAUUGUGUAAAAUACUAUAGCGCUUGGAGUCUGACGGUCAUUGUCGGUGAUCUGCACAGAACGAUCAAUGAUACAGCAGAAAAACGACAUCGUGUUUCUUUGGUGAAAAUCCACCCUCUUUAUUCAAGCUCAACGAUGAACAACGACGUUGCUCUUCUUAAACUGCAAACACCCGCCGUUUUGAACGACCACGUCAAUACUGUCUGUUUACCGAACAGAACCAGUGUUAUUGCUGUUGGAUCUUCUUGCUACAUAACAGGUUGGGGUAAAAUUCAGCACCCCGGCAGUUCUCAUCCAAUGCUUCAACAGGCACGACUGUUUAUCAUGGAUUCGCAAGUUUGUCAAAGAAAGCUGAGCGGGAGUUCGAUCUACCUUCGCAUAACCAAUAAGAUGGUAUGUGGUGGUGAAAAUGGAACAAACAAAAGUGGUUGCCAUGGAGAUAGUGGAGGUCCACUGGUGCACCAAGAUACAAAUAACAGGUUUAUCCAGCAUGGAGUUGUCAGCUGGGGAAGUCCAAGGUGUAAUUCAAAUGAAUCAAGCAGUGUUUUUGCGCGUGUAACAGAAUUUGUGGACUGGAUCAAAAACACACUCAAAUUUAACUGAUUUGCCUUAAGCAGUGUUGCUUUAUAUGAUCAUGACCAUUUCCUUUAUGCAACCAAUCGCUAUAAUGUUGCCAAAUGAUCUUAGUCAUUUGACCAUUAGGACGAAGUACAAUAGUUAGAUAAUGAUAGUAAAGCCAGGUUUAACAUUUAAAAAUCAAUUUUUAGAAGACUAGUUUUGCAAAUCCAUUAUUAUUUGCUUGUUGAUCAGUAUGCAUCAAAUAAAGGCUUUUACAUAGUUUCAUGCCUGAGCACCCCUCAGCGGAGAGUUUAGAUAUUCAAUUUUAGAUUCUAUGGCACUUGCUACACAUAUUUCUAAUGCCGACGGUCUACUUUCUAAAAUUAUGGAUACCUGUUCAGGCGGUGCCCAUACGCACGCCCUGUACCAUGCCCUCUUUACAGUGCAUAUCCAGGAUUUUGUGUCUGGUUGUAUCCAUCCCCUGUGAAACUUUUUUAAAAUUUCAUUUGUAUCCUCCUUGAAAAUAGUUGUUAAAAUUGAAGGCUGGUUUUCAUCAUGGUUAUUUGAUGGAUAGCUUGAAUUUUGAAUCCAUAAUAACAAACAGAGAAGUAGUUUCUUGCAAAAGGUGGUUGAAUAGAUUAGUUUUCAUGCUAGAAGGCAUGAAUGUAGACUUGACUCUUACCCAAACAUCACAGCUCUUUCGGUUUACCCCAAGAGAAAAGGGCGGUGAGCCCUUACGAAUGCGUACCAAUUUCACCUACUGAUAGAUAAUUACUGUUGAAAAUCACCAUCAGUGCUCUUAUAGAGGCACUUACAAAAUUGUGUACAGGUCAAUUUGGAUAUAAUCUACAAUUGUGAGAGGAUAGACUUAAAAAUAACUAUUUUUAGAGUAUAUAAGUUUAACUUUAGCUUUUAAUAUAUGUAAUGUAUGUAAUGCAUUCUAAUUUUGUGAAUAGAUGAGGGACUAUAUUCUGGUAUGACCUUUAAGCGCUAUACGUAGAAGAAAUUUUUGCUUGUAAUGGACGUGGUAGCAAGAAUAUGGUAGAAAUACAAUGUACAUGUUUUUUUUUACGAAUGAAUGUUUUCAAUGGUUUAUCAAUCACGAUUUUUGAAAAUCGGCAAAUGAAAAUGGCAAAGGUAUUUUCAAUCUUCAAGAAAGUAGAGAUAACUAUAGGCCAAUCAUUGUAUUGCCAUCAACAUCAAAGAUUUUCGUAAGAAUUGUGUUCAACCAGAUACAUCAUCAUUUUGGGCCUAUUUUUCCUUGUCUUGUGGAUUUAAAAAAGGCUUUGGCAAACAACAUGCCUUGCUACGCUUGCCGACUUAUUGCAGGUGUUUUCCUAAUAGAUCUCUCCAUAGACCGCAGAGUGUUUGUUUAUCUACCUCAAACUUUUUUUUUGGCUGAAUUGAAAUCAUAUGGUUUUAAUUAUAAUGCAAUUUAAGUUAUGUAUAGCUUAUUGAAAACAGAAUGCAAAGAAUGAAAAUAAUUUCUAUUUAUAGCGAUUGGAUUAAAUAAAUCAAGGUAU
Rhopilema esculentum is the source of this 4935-nucleotide messenger RNA. RefSeq names its product enteropeptidase. Gene Ontology annotation, cellular component: membrane. Gene Ontology annotation, molecular function: serine-type endopeptidase activity. NCBI's taxonomy places the organism in Eukaryota, Metazoa, Cnidaria, Scyphozoa, Rhizostomeae, Rhizostomatidae. The record is from RefSeq and is a predicted model, not a curated record. Gene Ontology annotation, biological process: proteolysis.